AGCCUAGCAGCAAGUGGAAUUAUAGCGGGCAAAACACAGGAUCCGGCGAAUCGAAUGAGCACCUACUGCUAGCCUUGAACUUGAAGCAAAGCACUAGCGCGCGUUGCUCUCGCCACUUCCGGCACUCAUCCUGAAUUCGAAGCCUAGUCAUGGAAGCUACUCGGUUCAGCUCACAUGUCUUACAUCCACAUAGCUUUCGAGCUAAUCCCAAGAUAUUUCGAGGUUAGUUUCCCAGUGUUUCGUUACCUAGAAAUCUGAGGAAGCAAAGAAGAAAGAAAAUGAAGUAUGGCUAUUUGAGAGGCAGACAAUCAGAACAAAUCCAAUUUUACUGUAUAAAGUGCCAUAAAACGUGGGGUUCUUCAUUUGAAAGAAGGCAAUCCCUAUUGCUGAACAGGUCUUCGUUUAAUAGAGUAAACUGGAAGCAUUCUUUCAACUUCUCUUAUAAGCAUCGAAGUGACUAUUUGCAUGUGGAACCUCCAAAUAUCCAGCAUUCAGAUCAAGAAAUUCUUCCUCCAACUCAAAGUGAUGGGGCAGGGGUUCUUGCAUCUUCUGAUCCCCAUAACCUGGACUUGAGACCCAAAAAGUAUAAAAAUAGGUUUCUUAAUUUUGUUCGCUUGAGUUCUGUCCUGAAUGGGAUUGCUGAAUCAUUUUUCAAAAGUGAGAUACGAAGGAGGUUGUUUGUGACUGCUGUGCUAAUUGUACUCAGCCGUGUUGGCUAUUUUGUUCCUCUACCUGGCUUUGAUAGGAGGUUGAUACCACAAGACUACCUAAGCUUUGUCUCAGGAUCUGUUGAUGAACUUGGUGACUACACCUCUGAGCUCAAACUUUCUCUUUUCCAGCUCGGAAUCAGUCCUCAGAUAAUAGCAUCCAUUAUUAUGCAGGUUCUUUGUCAUAUGGUUCCUUCUCUGGUGAAACUGCGAAAGGAAGGUCUAGAUGGACAUGAGAAGAUAAAGAGUUAUAUAUGGUGGAUGUCACUUGGCUUUGCAAUUUUGGAAGCUCUAAUACUUGCAUGCUACUCACUUCCAUAUUCAAUUUAUGCUGCCAAUCAAAGGGUCAAGCAUGUGAUGUUAACAACUCUUUUGUUGGUAUGCGGUGCAAUGACUAUAACAUGGAUAUGUGAUACCAUCUCAGAAUCCGGAUUUGGUCAAGGUUCUUCGCUUAUUAUAUGUGUGGGGAUAUUGACGGGUUAUAUGGAAACAUUGCACAAAAUGCUGACUCAGCUCUCAGUGAGUGCCGUUAGUUGGUGGCCCUAUGUACUUGCAGUAUUGGGUCUAUUUACAAUUGUCACUAUGUGGGCAGUUGUAGUCACUGAAGGUUGCAGGAAAGUGAAACUUCAAUACUAUGGUUUCAAACUUGCUUCUGCUGCAAGAGAGCAAUCCCCAAUUACUGAAGUGGAGCCCUAUAUUCCUUUCAACAUUAACCCAUCAGGAAUGCAACCUGUUCUUACCACCACUUACCUCUUGGCGUUUCCAAGUAUUCUUGCAAGUUUGCUUGGUUCACGUUUCUGGGAGCAUGUGAAGGAGAUAUUGAACCCUGAUACAUCUGCUGGUGCUGAGCCUUGGGUUUACUACUCCGUAUAUGCUUUUUUCGUCUUCUUAUUCAAUAUAUUUGAUAUUGCCAACUUGCCCAAGGAAAUUGCCGAUUACUUGAAUAAGAUGGGUGCCAGGAUACCUAACAUAAAGCCUGGGAAGGCAACAAUAGAAUACCUUUCAAAAGUUCAGGCAUCCACACGAUUUUGGGGUGGCCUAUUGUUAAGUGUUUUGGCAACCACAUCAAGCAUUCUUGAUCAUUAUUUACGGCGUACCAAUGCUGGAUUUGCAAUUGGGUUCACAUCAGUAUUGAUUAUUGUUGGUUCCAUUAUUGAGCUAAGAAGAUCAUAUCAAGCCUAUAAUGUAAUGCCAAGUUUAAGCAAGGCUCUGAGACGGUAUGGUGUAUAGCUUCUGGAAAGGCUGUGCUGCUCAACUGUUCCUUGUUAUGUAAACCUCGAGGGUAACGAUUUGGUCGCCAUUGGUGACUCUGCUUUUCAAGUACGUCAGAGUCUAGUUUUGGGGUGGCGAAGUAAUCUACCAGUGUUUGCUGCCUGUUCAGUAACAGCUGUGAUCACUCUUUCAGAAGGCUCGUUUUCGUAUAUCUUAGGGGAAAUAAAUCGUCUUAUGUAUCCAGGAAAUUUUCGUUAGCUUAUUGUUAUAUGUAGCUUAGGAUUUGUAAAGGAAAUUCAAAUUUGUCAUAACUGUGAUCUGUAAUUUUCAAAGUGAGAUGCCGGGAUAUGCAAGUGCGGAGGGCAUAGGAGCCGCUGUGAAGAGAA
This is a messenger RNA of Prosopis cineraria, 2305 nucleotides long. RefSeq names its product preprotein translocase subunit SCY2, chloroplastic. Gene Ontology annotation, cellular component: membrane; plastid envelope. The record is from RefSeq and is a predicted model, not a curated record. The transcript is spliced from 14 exons. Gene Ontology annotation, biological process: thylakoid membrane organization; SRP-dependent cotranslational protein targeting to membrane, translocation; chloroplast organization. Bases 279 to 1937 code for a protein of 552 amino acids. NCBI's taxonomy places the organism in Eukaryota, Viridiplantae, Streptophyta, Magnoliopsida, Fabales, Fabaceae. Gene Ontology annotation, molecular function: signal sequence receptor activity; transmembrane protein transporter activity.